GCUUACUCGAAGUAAGAUGAGGAAGGUACUCUGCUGUGCACAGCUGCCUAUGAGUAAGUUAGGUGGUACCUUACAUGCUUGCCUUACUGAUACUGCUGAAGUGCAUGAAUGACGCCAAAUACCUACCUACCUAGGUACACAGCUAAACUACCAACCGCCUUUUUCCUAUAAGCCUUCAAAGGUAGCAGUAGCUUUCCCACCUAGAAAACAAGAUAAGAAAUCAGGAAUACAUUUAUUUCGUUAAGAGUCUGUAUAAGCAUGUCCUUUCCUCGGCCUUCCCUACAUUUGCUCUUUACGCCGCCAUGGCUGCUCGACCGACAGAACUCGGCGCUUCACCAACCGAGGUAGCUAUUGCAGAACCGAUAAUACCAGACCAGGACAAGGUCCGCGAGCCUGCGCAAGAAAUCGGUAGCACCCAAGACCAUCAUAGUUCAUCUACCUCGCCAUCUUCUCCGGUCGCUAGUUCUCGCAUAUCGCCCUUGGGCCUGGGCAACUCUGUAGGAGGCUCGGCGAAUGGGAGCUUCAAUUCCAAUGGCCGCGAGAUAUUCGUGACAGAUUUCCCGUCCCAUGCCCCAGGUACCAGCGCCGCUAGGGCGGGCUCUGACUCUGACCAUGUGCUGGCGGAUGCUGUUCAGCCUCUGCACAUAUCGGGAGCAAAGCUCGUUGCCAUGGUCUCUUCUGCGACUCUAGCUACGUUUCUUACGUUACUGGACAUGUCCAUCAUUGCCACCGCAAUUCCUCACAUCACCAGCGAGUUCAGCUCCAUCGAUGACGUUGGCUGGUAUGGGAGUGCGUACCAACUUGCAAGCAAGAAUGCUCACACCAUGCAUUACCCAAUACAACAGCGCGGCGUUGCACCCGAUUGGCAGUCGGCUGUACACUUAUAUAAACCUCAAGUGGACAUUCUUCAUUUUCCUAGUGCUGUUUGAGGGUGGCUCGCUGAUAUGCGGCUUGGCAUCUUCGUCCUUCAUGCUUAUUGUGGGCAGAGCCGUAGCCGGUAUGGGGUCCUCUGGUCUGAUGGGGGGCGGCCUCAACAUCAUCGCUGGUGCAGUGCCCAUGCACAAAAGGCCUUUGUAUAUUGGCAUCUUGAUGGGUUUUUCCCAGUUGGGAACAGUGUGCGGCCCGUUAUUGGGCGGAGCUUUCACUCAAUUCGUAUCUUGGCGAUGGUGUUUCUACAUCAAUCUCCCUGCUGGAGGUCUCUGCAUCUUCUUGAUGGCCCUUGUGAUGGUCCCGGUACAGGUCCCAAAUCUCUCGGGCCACGGCUUCGCCUCGCGCGGCCACGUCUACCUGACCCGCAGGUUCGACAUUGUAGGCUUCAUGCUGAUCGGUGGCGGCUCUGUCAUGCUCCUCUUGGCGCUCGAGUUUGGAGGCAAGACGCAGCCUUGGGAUAGCUCUGUCACCAUCGGUCUGCUUUGCGGUGCGGCCGGGGCAUUUGUGGUCUUUUGCCUUUGGAUGCACCGCCUCGGUGACGAGGCGCUCAUUCCCAGGUCGCUGAUCAGCCAGCAGGUCGUCUACACGGCGGCCGAAUGGGCUGGCUACCAGUUUAUCGCUGGCGCCGGUAGAGGCUUGUAUCUCCAAAUACCUAUCCUUGCCGUCCAAAGCUACCUUCGGCCCUGCGAUCUUUCGAUCGGCAUGUCGACCAUCGUCUUUGCCCAAACUCUCGGUGCAGCAAUUGUCCUAGUCAUAGGCUCCUCGGUCUUUCUCAAUUCGCUGCGCCACGAGAUCCCCGUCGCAGCACCGGAUGGCGACCUCCCGAAGAUCCUCAAGGCCGGUGCGACGGGAUUCCGCCAACUUUUUGAGAAGAACCACUCGCUCCCCGGUAUCAUCUUUUCCUACACACUAAGCCUCCAAAGAGUCUUUUAUGUCGUAACCGCCAUCGCCUGCCUGGCAUUCCUCAGCUGUUGGGGCAUGGGGUGGAAGAAUAUCGGGAAAAAUCAGGCCGCAACUGAGGUGGAGGUUGAGUCUGGGGCAGCUUUGAACGAGAGGGAAAAGAGGAGAAAGUCUCAGGCGCAGGUUGCCGGCCAUGCGGUCGAAACUGGCGUGCGACUGUCGCUAUCUGCGACCUGAAGGGCUUGGCCGUUGUUUGUCUCCGGGGGGUUCUUGUGCAACCAAAGCAUCCCUAUCAACGUGCGCGAUUGGAGCUUUUUUGUCUUGCGGCAGAUGGAGGUGCCACAGGUGCUCGGUUACUGACUGAACUUUCAGUCAUCAAAGAAAGUUUAGCACGCGUUGCCCCCUGGCUUUAAAUUUCGUGGUAUCUGUCAAACCAUGCUGGGAGAUUGAAACGCGUCGAGUCGACAUCUUUGGGUGUCACUUGUAUAACGAGGCAACGCAAAAGAGAUGGCGGAAUACAGCCUACAUUGGAGUGCCCGAAUUUGUAAGGGUUGGAAGAUUCCAUCGGCUUACACACCCCAUCAUCGUCUUCUCCUCAGGGCAUCAUUGAUGCUGCAUCGCAAGCUGUCAACAACACGCUACA
Molecule: messenger RNA, 2473 nt
Organism: Pyricularia oryzae 70-15
Lineage: Eukaryota; Fungi; Ascomycota; Sordariomycetes; Magnaporthales; Pyriculariaceae
Product: efflux pump
Exons: 11
Coding region: 769-2067 (432 amino acids)
Biological process (GO): transmembrane transport
Molecular function (GO): transmembrane transporter activity
Source: RefSeq, a predicted model, not a curated record